CGCGCAUCUAUAGUAUUUACAAUUAAAUUUCAACCCGGCUCGUCCCUUGCUUUUCUGAAUUAUACAAUAUGAAAAAUUGCUCGGUGCUGGGGGCGGGGCAGCAGUGGGUGAAUUUCAUGGGAACGACACAUGGGGCAUCACUGGGAGCGAGAGAGAGCGCACCAUGCUGAAGGACGGCGCGCUGCGGCUGGACGCACGUCAAGUCCGCGCACGAGUGGCGCAAAAACUGACGCACAGACUGCACGGGAAAGUGUUCCUUUGAACCAACUGAAUUACCUUGAGGUGCCGUUGAUCGACAGGCUGCGAUCGGCCGCUAAAGACUCCAGAAAGUGAGGAUCUUUUGCCGCGCGCGCCGACAUGCCGUCUAAUUUGUCCAGCGCUCCCGAUGAACUCCGCCGUUAUUAGCACCGAGCGUGGAUUCACGCGACGCGCAUCCUCUGCGCACACGGGCGCACACGGUCGGCAUGGAUUCGCCUAACGCCAGUGGAAUAGACGCGUUCACGGUGAUCCAUCUGAAUUCCUCCUGGAGCCCGGACAGUGGAUAUUCUAUAGCAGCGAUAGCCGGCAUCGCCGCCCUCGUAAGUUUCCUCAUCCUCUUUACGGUGGUGGGAAAUAUCCUGGUGGUGAUCGCCGUGUUGACGAGCCGCGCGCUCAAAGCGCCCCAGAACCUGUUCCUGGUGUCUCUGGCCACCGCGGACAUCCUGGUCGCCACGCUGGUGAUGCCGUUCUCUCUGGCCAACGAGCUCAUGGGCUACUGGUAUUUUGGGAAAGUUUGGUGCGGCAUCUACCUGGCGCUGGACGUGUUGUUCUGCACUUCGUCCAUUGUGCACCUGUGCGCAAUAAGCCUGGAUCGGUACUGGUCCGUCACGCAGGCGGUCGAGUACAACCUGAAGAGGACUCCGAAGCGCGUCAAGUGCAUCAUCCUGAUCGUGUGGCUGAUCUCGGCUUUCAUCUCGUCUCCUCCGCUCCUGACUAUAGACGGCAACAGCGACGUGAGCGCUCAGCCUCAGUGCGGGCUGAACGACGACACCUGGUACAUCCUCUCCUCCAGCACCGCGUCCUUCUUCGCUCCCUGCCUAAUCAUGGUGCUGGUCUACAUCAGAAUAUACCAGGUGGCCAAAACCAGGACUAGAACCAUGUCUGGGAAGCAUCCCAGGCCAGAUGGCGCGACACAGACUGAGAACGGACUCAGCAAAGCCACCCCCCCUUUCCACGGCGAGAAGGAGGACAGCCAGUGCCAGUGCCAGUGCCAGUGCCAGUGCCAGUGCCAGUGCCCGCCUACACCCAGCCAGCGCACCGUCACCACGGGGCCCCGCACGGAGGACGCCGACGUGGACGAGAGCUCGUCCUCGGAGGGCGCGGGUCACCGGGCCCAGCGGCGCGACUCCCUGAGGGACAAGGGCAGCGGCGGCGAGAAGAAGAGCUCCCUGUCCAAACACACCACGCGCAUCUCCAGGGUCAGCAACAAAUCCAUAGACCUGUUCGCCUCCAGGAUGAAACGCCGCCGGAGCUCCGUGGCCAAAACCAAGGUCUCUCAGGCCCGGGAGAAGAGGUUCACCUUUGUGCUGGCUGUGGUCAUGGGCGUGUUCGUUGUCUGCUGGUUCCCAUUUUUCUUCAGCUACAGCCUUUACAGCGUGUGCAGGGACUCCUGUAAGAUCCCCGACCCCCUCUUUAAGUUCUUUUUCUGGAUCGGCUACUGCAACAGCUCCCUCAACCCCGCCAUCUACACCAUCUUCAACCGGGACUUCAGGCGCGCCUUUCAGAAGAUCGUCUGCAAGUCGUGGAAGAAGUCCGUUUAGACUGGAUGCAGGUCGGCGGCGCCACGGAGACAAAUUUAAAAUGAAUUUUAAAAAAAAAACGAUGACUGCAUCAUGUUACGUCUCAUUGUCUUGUUGUGACUCAGUCAUGGCUGUGAACCUGAUUCACCUUCUGCACAAGCGUCUUUGUUCCCAUCACAGGGUCAGUGACCGCCACCGCUCCUUCACCUGGUGUUGUGUGAUGCCGUAUAGUGUCCACCACGCUUUCUGAACAUCCCCACAACACACGUGCGUUCAGUUCAUGUCCUAGAUGGCACCAAGGGCCAAAAUCAGCUGCUGGGUCCCCCUCAGUCUCUCCUCCUCCCUGUGCAAUGUGUCCUCAAACUCGGGAUGAUGCAAGCUGUGACUCAGCAUGUUAAUGUAGGAGUGAGUGACACAGCACUGAUAAGACUGAACUUUGAAAACUUUAAAGCCCACUCUUCUUCAGUUUUGUUAAUGAUUUUGGGACUUUGAUCAUCACGUGUGAAGUCUAAGUAAGCAGCUGGCUAGCUUAGCGUAGCUUAGCUUAGCUUAGCAUAAGGGCGAGAAACAGCAAGCGCCACCAGCCAUGUCUCAGUCCAAACAAAACUGAAGCAAAACGAAAUGAUUUUAGUCCAGAUCAGUUGCUAGGCGACCAGCUAAGUUACAGUCCCUUAAAACCAAUAAUGGAUGAACUUAUGCUUCAGCAGAUUCUACACCCAGAAAUAACUAAGUAUGUGAACUUUAGAUCUUUCUUUUAGAUCUUGAUCUCACCAAACUCUUACCAGUAGCUCAGAACAGUUUUACCAAAGUUUUUAUGCGUCAGAUUGUUUGGUUUGGCCUGAAAUGAGGAGCUCACAUCCAGCGCAUUACGAAAACUUCCAAUAAUUAAAAUAAAGGUGUAUCCAUGCGCUCAAAGGUAAAAUAUGAUCAUUCAUAACUCAUGGUAAAGCACAACAGCAGACUAACUAAUGUGUUACUGAAUGUAGAAACUCUAAGCAGGGCUGAAGCUUGAGACAAUAAGCUAAUUAUUUCCAUGGUGUGAUGAGGUCAGUAGCCAAUUAUUUUGUGUGCGUUUGUUUUCAAAGAACUACCUCUUUGUUUGUUGCUCUUCUAUUGCUGUUGUUUUCUUUUUAUUAAUAUUUUGCAGUACACUUCCUUCCUAUGCUUAAACUGUCUGCCGCUGUGCAAAAAAUGGAAAAUAAAGUAAAGCAUGGAUCCCAAUGAUGGCCGUGCAGACGUGCACCCUCAAACUAGACAGCUGCCGUGAAACAUUGUCGUCAUUUCAUUUUAAAACAUCCACAGCAGAGCUUCUGACUGUAUUUAGAAUUAAAUGGAGAGCAGAUUGGUGCAGUAACAACAGCGCUGCCUCUUAAUCUAACAUUCCCCCGGGUCCCUGUCGGCAGGACUGAGGUGAAACUGAAUUCCCUGCCUGAAACUCUUGCUGUUUUUCCUCCCACCUCUCUGCUGUGUCUGAGCGUGCGCAGCCAAGCGCCAUUUGUAACGGGCUACGGGUCCAUCUGCCGUUGUUCCACCUGCUGUUUGCAUGUGCUGUAUGAGAGGUUUGUGUCAAGUGGUUGAAGCGGAGCAGCGAGACCUGUGAACAGCAGUGAUCAGUUCAUAAAUGUGCGCAAAUAGCAUCACAGUAGCAUAAAUGAUAUCAAAUAAACAAAGACAGGAGGAAAAUGAAUUCCAUCAUGUUUUUCCCCACAUUAUAUAUUCACAGGCUUCGUUUUUGUAGAUUAACAAAGUAUCUGGCUGCUCGUCGACCCCUCAGGUUCACAGCAGCCGGUAUUUAAUACUUGAAAUACUGACGCCCGAUCUCAUUUUUGACCUGCGGAGCCUUUUGAAAAGUCAGCACAGAGAGUCCAAUGAUGGAAAUUGAAGGCGAUCCAUUACUUUUCCUGGCCUAAAAUCAAGGCGUCAGACUCACCAGGGAGGCAGAUUUCAUUUCAGAUGAAAGAGGCUUUGGUGUCACUUGGUAAAACUGAAAGACAUUUCAUGGUAUUACGACAUGUGAAAUAACACAUUAACUCCAUUCUUUAUGGAACAUUUCUUUAAAAGUUAUCUCAAAGAGGAGAUUUUGCAACAGGUAAAAGCCUCGUACAGGUAAAAAGCACAUACUCUGAGAUGACCAUACAAAAAAAGCUCCUCCUGUAAUGAUGAGUGAGUGUGAGGCUGAAAUGCAAAACCAAACAGUGCAGUUGUGGACUGCAAAACUAAACAAUCACUCGUAAUUCGUGCUGGGCAAACAUGAAAAGACAACUCAGUUCAGUUCCUGCCAAGUGACUCAGGCCAGAUUUUCUCACUGACGUGUGAAGAUGCUGGUUCAUAACUGAUCUCUGACAAUGACACUUUAAUGUAACAUCUCACUUCUGUCCACAAGUGUAAAUUACCUGUCGUCAUCUCAGUCCAAAUAUUUCAGCCUUGCUGGAGAUUUUAUCGGAGCGGACUGAACGGAGGAUUUGUCACCAACCACUGAGGAAAAUGCGAAUGAUUGAUGUGCGUCAGUAAAAACGAUCAUUUGUUUGUGUAAGAAGCAAAGAAUAUGAGCUGUAACUCCUGUAUAUGAGAUCAGGUGGGAGGUUGUUUGGGGAGAACGCAACAAUAAAUAAAAGACAAACCAAUAAGAAAAGUGAGUUCCGCACAACAA
Molecule: messenger RNA, 4428 nt
Organism: Betta splendens (Siamese fighting fish)
Lineage: Eukaryota; Metazoa; Chordata; Actinopteri; Anabantiformes; Osphronemidae
Product: alpha-2 adrenergic receptor-like
Exons: 1
Coding region: 465-1799 (444 amino acids)
Biological process (GO): regulation of vasoconstriction; adenylate cyclase-activating adrenergic receptor signaling pathway; platelet activation
Cellular component (GO): membrane
Molecular function (GO): alpha2-adrenergic receptor activity
Source: RefSeq, a predicted model, not a curated record